ACACACACUAUAUAUAAAUAUUAUAAACUAACUUCCUCAUCAAACAAAAUGGCAACAGAACUUGAAAUUACAGAGCUUAGAUUAGGGCUUAUUCCUAGUUCAAAAAAUGUGAAGAAAAGGGCGUUUUCGGAGAUCGAUAGUGAUCGAAGUAGUAGCACCAACGUCAUAAACGAUGAUAAGAAUCAAGUUGUUGGAUGGCCACCAGUUUGUGGUUAUCGUAGAAAAAACAGUAAUAGUAAUAGUAAUAGUAAUAGUAAUGGUAACGAUCGAUCGAAGAAGAUGUACGUGAAAGUUAGCAUGGAUGGUGCACCAUUUCUUAGAAAAGUUGAUUUGGGUAUUCAUAAGGAUUACUCUGGAUUUGUUAUCAAUCUUGAAAAACUCUUCAACUUCUAUGGUCUUUGUGAAGGUAGUUCAGAGUACAUUCCGAUAUACGAGGAUAAAGAUGGAGACUGGAUGCUUGUCGGUGACGUUCCCUGGCAGAUGUUUAGUGAAUCAUGUAAAAGGCUAAGGAUAAUGAAGAGAUCGGAUGCAAAAGUGAUUGGGCUUCGAACAGAAGAUUUUCUCAAGGGUAUUAAUGUCCAAAGAGAAAUGACGCUUUUUAAUUAAUUAAUUAAUAGCCUUAAGUUACAUUAAUUAUGUUGUUUGUUUCUCCUAUAUGUAUGUUUAAAUGUAUUAUGGAAAUGUACCUGUAAUUUUAAUUAGCUGUAAUUGUAAGACAUAAUUAUAUCAUGAUUUCCUCUUUCAA
This is a messenger RNA of Solanum pennellii, 745 nucleotides long. RefSeq names its product auxin-induced protein AUX22-like. Bases 49 to 606 code for a protein of 185 amino acids. NCBI's taxonomy places the organism in Eukaryota, Viridiplantae, Streptophyta, Magnoliopsida, Solanales, Solanaceae. Gene Ontology annotation, molecular function: protein binding. The record is from RefSeq and is a predicted model, not a curated record. Gene Ontology annotation, cellular component: nucleus. The transcript is spliced from 3 exons. Gene Ontology annotation, biological process: regulation of DNA-templated transcription.